Molecule: messenger RNA, 1163 nt
Organism: Cajanus cajan (pigeon pea)
Lineage: Eukaryota; Viridiplantae; Streptophyta; Magnoliopsida; Fabales; Fabaceae
Gene: ABCI17
Product: non-intrinsic ABC protein 3
Biological process (GO): phosphate ion transmembrane transport
Cellular component (GO): membrane
Molecular function (GO): ATP hydrolysis activity; phosphate transmembrane transporter activity; ATP binding
Source: RefSeq, a predicted model, not a curated record
AGUUUUAUUAAUAAUUUUGAUAUGGAUUAGAAUAUUAGAGAUGAUUGUUUGAAAUUGAAGGGGAGGAAUCUUGGAGAACACAACCGGGGCAGGCGUUUUUGAUAUUCUCAAUCUCAUAUUGUGGCAAGUGGCAAGAAGGUGAAGGCAGAAGCAAUGUCUGGUCUCCUAGAUGAGUGCAGGGAAGUGUUGCUGGAGGUGGAUGCAAAUGAGAAACCCAAAUUCCAAAUAAGAAAUCUGACAAGAGUUUCGGACGAUGGGGUUCCCAUCCUCAAAGGCAUCAACCUAGACAUCCCAAAGGCUGUCAUCGUGGGGGUCAUAGGUCCCAGCGGUAGCGGAAAGUCAACGCUCUUGAGGGCUUUAAACCGCCUCUGGGAACCACCCUCCGCCUCCGUCUUCCUCGACGGCCAAGACAUCGCUCAUCUCGACGUUCUCUCUCUCCGUCGCAACGUUGGGAUGCUCUUUCAGCUCCCUGCCCUCUUUCAAGGUACAGUUGCAGACAAUGUGAGGUAUGGACCACAACUUAGAGGUAAAAAAUUAAGCGAUGAUGAGGUGCGCAAGUUGCUGAUAAUGGCUGACCUAGAUGCUUCUUUCAUGGAUAAGUCCGGGGCUGAACUCUCUGUGGGCCAAGCUCAAAGAGUUGCACUUGCUAGGACUUUAGCUAAUUCACCAGAGGUUUUGUUGCUGGAUGAGCCAACUAGUGCGUUAGAUCCAAUAUCCACAGAAAACAUAGAGGAUGCACUGAUGAAGCUGAACAAGAAUCGGGGCAUGACAGUGAUCAUGGUCUCUCAUAGCAUCAAACAAAUCCAGAGGAUCGCUGACAUAGUGUGCCUGCUUGUUGAUGGUGAAAUUGUUGAAGUUCUGAAGCCUGAUAAACUCUCUGAAGCCAAGCACCCCAUGGCACAGAGGUUUCUUGAACUCAGUUCUUAGGGGGUCCUAAUUUAAGUGUCGUAUUGUAUAAUUCUGUCUUCACUUGUGGGGUUUAGAACGUUUGAGUCUGUCCCUAGAAUAUUCUACAGCCAAGCGAGAUCAUAUACUUGUGCUAUCAGCCAAGCCACGUUUAGUCAUAACAAUUUAAUCUAUAUGCGUGCUUAAGGUAUGUGAGACUACUACUAAAAAACACUUUCCAAAUUGCUAUGAAAUAAGUGAGGUUUUUUAUUUAUUUA